AUGUUCGCUGUUCUCGGCGCCCAACUUUAUCGACGAUUUUUUCACACCGGUAAGCAAUUCAUGGCUAACAACGACAAAGUCGCGAACAAGGUGUGCUUGAUUGUCAUCGACGGUUGGGGAAUCAGCGAGGAUCCUUAUGGGAACGCGAUUCUCAACGCUAACACGCCGGUGAUGGACAAACUCUGCUCGGGCAAUUGGGCGCAAAUUGAAGCCCACGGACUUCAUGUCGGUCUUCCCGAAGGCCUCAUGGGCAAUUCGGAAGUCGGACAUUUGAACAUUGGCGCUGGACGAGUUAUCUAUCAAGACAUCGUGAGAAUCAAUCUCGCCGUCAAGAAUAACACACUGGUGACGAACGAGGCGCUCAAAGACGCCGCGCAACGCGCCAAAUCUGGAAACGGACGUCUCCAUUUGGCUGGAUUGGUGUCCGAUGGUGGUGUUCACUCCCAUAUUGAUCAUAUGUUCGCUUUGGUUAAAGCCAUCAAGGAGCUUCAGGUUCCCGAACUUUACAUUCAUUUCUACGGCGACGGACGUGACACCUCGCCAUCCAGCGGUGUUACAUUCCUUCAACAAACCUUGGACUUUUUGAAAGAGCAGCAAUAUGGUAAACUUGCCACCAUUGUCGGACGAUACUACGCCAUGGAUCGCGAUAAUCGAUGGGAGCGUAUUAAUGUUGCCUAUGAGGCGAUGAUCGCCGGAGUUGGAGAAGCUAGCAGCGAGGAUAAGGUGGUUGAUGUUGUCAAGGGACGCUAUGCCGCCGAUCAAACCGACGAGUUCUUGAAGCCAAUCAUUCUCAAUGGGGAGAAUGCUCGCGUGAAGAACGACGACACCGUCAUCUUCUUUGAUUAUCGCGCCGAUCGUAUGCGCGAGAUUUCGGCCGCCAUCGGAAUGGACCGCUACAAGGACUGCAAUUCGAGCCAUCCGCAUCCGUCGAACUUGAAGGUCUACGGAAUGACGCAAUACAAGGCCGACUAUCCAUUCCAGUCGUUGUUCCCGCCGGCGAGCAACAAGAACGUGUUGGCCGAAUGGCUCGCCGAGCAGAAGGUCACCCAAUUCCAUUGCGCCGAAACCGAGAAGUACGCGCACGUGACGUUCUUCUUCAACGGCGGCGUCGAGAAGCAGUUUGAAGGCGAAGAGCGUUGCCUUGUGCCGAGCCCGAAAGUCGCCACCUACGAUUUGCAGCCCGAGAUGUCGUCGGCUGGUGUCGGCGACAAAAUGGUCGAGCAGAUUGUCGCUGGAAAACAUCCGUUCAUUAUGUGCAAUUUUGCGCCGCCCGACAUGGUGGGACACACUGGCGUCUACGAGGCUGCUGUCAAAGCGUGCGAGGCGACCGAUGUCGCGAUUGGGCGUAUUUAUGAGGCGUGCCAGAAGCAUGGCUACACCCUAUUGGUGACGGCCGAUCACGGCAACGCCGAGAAGAUGAAGGCUCCCGACGGCGGCAAACACACCGCCCACACUUGCUAUCGUGUGCCGUUGACGCUCUCGCACCCUGGAUUCAAAUUUGUCAAUCCGGCCGACCGAGCGCCAGCACUUUGCGAUGUUGCGCCAACGGUUUUGGCGGUGAUGGGACUCCCGCAACCGGCUGAAAUGACUGGCCAAUCGAUUGUCCAGAAGAUCUAA
Molecule: messenger RNA, 1617 nt
Organism: Caenorhabditis bovis
Lineage: Eukaryota; Metazoa; Nematoda; Chromadorea; Rhabditida; Rhabditidae
Source: the annotation of a GenBank genome assembly